Molecule: messenger RNA, 2369 nt
Organism: Perca flavescens (yellow perch)
Lineage: Eukaryota; Metazoa; Chordata; Actinopteri; Perciformes; Percidae
Product: double C2-like domain-containing protein alpha
Exons: 11
Biological process (GO): spontaneous neurotransmitter secretion; regulation of calcium ion-dependent exocytosis; exocytosis
Cellular component (GO): extrinsic component of synaptic vesicle membrane; synapse
Source: RefSeq, a predicted model, not a curated record
AUGACUGUGCGAAAAGGAAAACGUUUAGGUAUCUCCAUCCAGGAGCACAUGGCCAUUGACGUAUGCCCGGGCCCCAUCCGCCCCAUCCGUCAAAUCUCUGCCUACUUCCCCCGCCUGUCGCCCACUUCCUCCUUCUCCGAGCCACUCUCGCCCAAUCAGGUGGCAGCUCCCACCGCGCUCAGCCCUAGCAGCGCGGGCCAAGGUGGAGGAGCCACCGGAGGAGGAGGAAGCAGCAGCCUGUUGUCACCACUGUUACCAGGGGCGGCAGGCGGAGGGGGCUCACUGUCAGCCAUGAGCAGCAUGGACACCUCCAUCGAGAUCGACAGCUGUGACAGUGAUGAUAACACCUCCUUGGGGACGUUAGAGUUUGACCUACUGUAUGAGAGAGCCACCAGCUCCUUACACUGCAUAGUCUUGAGAGCAAAGGGUCUGAAGCCGAUGGAUUUCAACGGUUUAGCUGAUCCUUAUGUCAAGCUGCACCUGCUGCCGGGAGCUUGCAAGGCCAAUAAACUGAAAACCAAGACCGUUCGCAACACUCUGAACCCUGUGUGGAACGAGACGCUCACCUACUGUGGAAUCACCGAGGAAGAUAUGUACCGCAAAACACUCCGGGUGUCGGUGUGCGACGAAGACAAGCUGACACAUAAUGAGUUCAUCGGGGAGUCGCGGGUGGCCCUGCGCCGUGUGAAGCCUGACCAGACCAAACACUUUAACAUCUGUCUGGAGCAUCCACCUCCUCUGCCUUCACCGACUGCGAUGAGCACAGCCCUGAGAGGAAUCUCCUGCUACCUGAGAGAGUGGGAGACUGAGCAGCAGAGAAGUCUAGAGGAGAGAGGCCGUUUGCUGCUCUGCCUGCAGUACUUUCCUCCAGCCAGUGACGGCAAUGUGAAGGGCGAGGCCAAGGAGAGGGCUCGUGGCGGGCUGUAGUGCAAUUGUUGUUGUCAUAGAGGUUCUUUGGAAUUUCAUUACUCACUGAUGAAAGAAAAUCAAUACUCUCUGUAUCUCAAGCCAGACGUCCAGAAGAAAUCCAAGCACAAAACAGCUGUCAUAAAAAAGACACUCAACCCGGAGUUUAAUGAGGAGUUCUUCUAUGAAAUCACCUUCUCAGAGUUAGCCACCAAGACGCUGGAGGUCACUGUGUGGGACUAUGACUUGGGAAAGUCCAAUGACUUCAUAGGCGGUGUGUCCUUAGGGUGUCACUCACAGGGAGAAACUCUGCAGCACUGGAUAGACUGUCUAAAGAACAAGGGCAAGAAGGUGGAGCGCUGGCACACGCUAACCAACGAGCUGCCUGGAUCCACACUGCAGGAAUGAACUGAUCCUCUUCCACUGUACUGACGCUGGAGAGACUGCCUGACGAGAGACGUUUCAUUGCAUGCUCUGAGGAUUUUCUGCAUGAAGGAUUCAUAUCCUACUUACUUUGUGUCAUAAGUGAGAUUAUAAUUCAUAACGACAUACCCAAAGGGACGGGGGUCACACUCAGAGAUCAAUACUCUAAUCUCAGCUCUAAAUAGACCUGAUGCAAAUCUGGGAAACUGUCCCCACCGCAAAGCUAACAGCAUGAGAAUUUUCAUUAUCAUAUUUAUUGGGAUCCAUGUCUCUUUUGUGGAUUUAAAUCUAAAUGCUCCUAGAGCUGCUCCAAACUAGUCAGAUCUCAAUCAACAAGAUAAAUUGAAAUCAUGCAAGAACAUAUAAUGAGGGAGAAAGCUGAAUUAUUCUGCGUCAUGUCAGGUUUACUUGCUCUUAUUCCAUUCAGCCUGUUAUUUUCAUUAACUGCUGACACCAUUAUAUCUCACAGCGCACAUACCUGUCCCUUGCAAUAAUGUUUUGCCUAAUGCUUCCAAAGACCUCCAAGGGGUCUUAAUACUGUCAGAUAUUUUGCAUCUAUUGAUCUGAUUGCCAUCAGAUUGCCUGCAGAAAACAGGAGAGACAAUUGGUUCUUCCAUUUUGAUGGUUAGUGUCAGUUAUUUGCAUGUUUGGUGUUGAUGGAGCAAACUACAAGACAAAUAUGUGCCAGGCACUGCUGCAGGAUGUUCAUCAUUGUCUUGCUCCCAAUUCUCCUGAGGUGUGUUGCUCUGAUUUACUAAAGAGAUGUUUUUAUUUAAUUCAACGGUAACAGUUUUUUUUAGUUUUUUUUAUGUUGUUCAGCUGUUUAAUGUGUCAGCUCUAAUAUCACAGUGUCAGUUUCUUGUUGGUGACACGUUGAUGAUGUUGACCUAAUUUUACUUCACGAUCCUUGAUUUGUAUGGAGGAGAAGAGCGAUGUAAUUAACAGAGAAGUUUCAGAGCAGAGUGGUUUAUGGAGAGCUGUGCAUGGUCAUGCUGUACUCUGACGCACCGUGAAUAAAAUCCUCAGCCUUUGUUUGAUAU